UGCUAACAGAGCUAACCUGGCAACCCCAGCUGCCGGUUGUUUGUUCAGGAGUAGAGAGGAAGAUGGUGGACUUGGUGACAACAGCGUGCUCAGAACUCCGUCCCAAACAAUUUAGAAAAUGCUUAAUAUCUCAACCUGGUAUUAGAUAUAGAUUGCCGGGGGACAAUCAUAGAUAAUACAUUGUGAAAACCGUUGAAUACAGUGACUUUUUCGCCACCGGACAACUCUUUAUUCCAAGAUUAAAGAAAGCGGGGAGUUGCUGAACCACCAGGUGGUUGCUGCUCGUAAAGGACGCUAACCAACGUUAGCCAAAGUGUCAACAAAAGUGUGAGAGAAGGUGUAAUUUUGGAAGCUGCUUUUUACCCAGCUGUCAAGAUAAACCACAUAGACCAUUCAGCCCUCUGCUGCUGCUGCCUAGACACCAACUGUCAAAUCUGUGAGGAGCGGAUAUAACACGUUACCUGACAGUUGGGCUGAAAGUAGGCUAACUUUAGCUAGCUAACCUCAGCUAGCUUUGUUGUGAACUGUGGAUCAGAGCGCUACUCAAAAUGCCACGGAGUAAAAAGGGGAAACGUGGCUCCAGCAAGCCGGGCUCUCUACGUCAGGAGGUUCUUCAGCUGCAGCUGUCGGCUAAAGCCUCACUGAAAGGUAUUAAAAAUGGGAUGAAAGGAGAGUCGGGGGCCAGUGAUGAUGAGCUGACGUCUGAUAUUCUCAGCCACUGUAGCAGUGCCAGUGAAAGUACCUCUGUGUUGGAAGAGGGCACAGGAGGGGAGCAGGUGGAUGAGCAGACUGCCCAGGAGGAAACUGAAGAUAAACUCAAGCAGUGUAUAGACAACCUGAUGGAUAAGAGCACUAAGACGCGUCUAGCAGGUCUCGAGUCGUUGCGACAGGCCUUCUGCUCCAGAGUGCUCUACGACUUCCUGACUGAGAGACGCCUCACUAUCAGCGACUGCCUGGAAAGAAGCCUUAAAAAAGGCAGCGUGGAGGAGCAGGCAGCAGCGGCCACACUCUUCACCCUGCUCUGUAUCCAGCUGGGGGUGGGAGGGUCUGGAAAUUCUCCCUGCCUGUCAAGAUUGUUGCUGAGAUAUUUUAAAUGGAAGAAGAACAGUUUUAGGGUUGACAAGUGUGCCAGAGCUUUGGGGCUGUGCUGUUAUGUUUCUACCGCGGAAGAAGGAGAGGACUUGAUCAAGUCAUUGGCGCUUCUGGAGAGCGUGUUCAUGUCUUCCUACCCCAACAGAGAUGGAACGCUGCCCACACCCAAACCCGGCAGUCCAGGCCUCCACAGCGCCGCCCUGCAGGCCUGGUCGCUGCUGGUCACCCUCUGUCCUACAUCUAGACUGACUGUGCUGCUAGACCUUCACCUCCCCAAACUGCAGGCUUGUCUGCAGAGCAGUGACGUCAACUACAGGAUAGCAGUGGGAGAGACCAUCGCCCUGCUGGUGGAGCUGGGACGAGAUAUAGACGAGGAAUUUGAGGUGGAGGACAAUGAAGGUCUGUCUCAGUGUCUAAAGAGUUUAGCCACAGAUGGCAAUAAGCACCGAGCCAAGAACGACCGGAGGAAACAGCGCUCCAUUUUCAGAGAGGUGCUACAUUACAUAGAGAACGAGGACUUCACCGAGGAGAAGAUCCGGUUUGGAGUGGAGAGCGUCUACAUCGACAGCUGGAUGAGGAGAAGAAUCUACGAUGCCUUCAAAGAGAUCCUGGAGUCCGGAGUCAGACACCAUCUACAGUUCAACCCACUACUGAGAGACAUCUUUGGCCUCGGCCCUCCACUCAUCCUGGACGCUACUGUCAAAGGCAACAAGAUCUCUCGAUUUGAGAAGCAUCUUUUCAACUCGGCUGCUUUUAAGGCCAGGACUAAACAGAGGAACAAAGUCCGGGACAAACGGGCUGAUGUCAUGUGAGAGACUGACGGGGAUGGAGUGAACGGAUGAGUGUACAGUACACGGAACUCCUCGGGCUGUAUUGAGAUGGAUACAAAAUGAUGCCUUCAACGUUUCAGCUGUCAGACGCACAAAGACUCAACAAACUCUAAACAGGGCUUUUUUUCCUUUGUGCACUUCACCUGAAAAAACUAAUCCUCCAGAUUUAAGACACCCAACAAUUAUAAAAUUUGGCCCCCACUGUUAAAAGGCAAUUUACUGUUCCUCCUCGCAGGCAUUUGCUUUUCACAGUGAAUUGCAACGACAAUUGCUCACAGUAUUACAAAUGCCUGUUCCGAGGCUUCAUAGUGGAUAUGAACUGUAAAACAAUGCUAAACGUUUUUUACGUGGGGUUGCAACAACUUCAUUACACAGGAGAGGAAAAGAAAUGCAGUCUUCAGAUAUCAAAAUUAUCUUUUUUAUUAAUUUUAUCAAUAGAAGUACAGAGAAAGUAUAGUAUUAAGUGUCAUUGUAAGACUCCCAACAUUUUGAAGCUUUAUGGUAGAUUUGAGAUCUGUGGAAGCCGUCCAUGUUAUGGUCACUGAAACCCUCUUUGGUGCUGAUGUGUAUCGUUUCUGAUACUCAUCUUGAACUGCUGCCUGGUGGCUUGACAGAUCAGUCAAGUCUUUUUUUUUAUUUUAUUUUUUUAAUCCUAAUUAUUGACUUCGGUUUCCACCAUAAAGCUGCUUUUCCUGGACAUAAUCAGUCCUGGUAAGUCUGUGAAGUUUAAUGUUAGAUCAGCUUCUGUAACACAAAGCCAAAAAGAGCCACAAUAUUCCGGAAAAACUCUUCUCCACUCUGAACUAAAUAUUCCUCGUUAUUCCCUCAGUCGUCGUCUGUUUUUCCACCCAGAGUGGCUGCUUCCAACUGCCAAACCAGAAACUGACUUUACAAACAAUGCAACCUAAAAGAAAAUGUGUGUGGUGUUUUUGUGAGUGUUUUUAAUUGAAUUUUAUUUAACAUCAUGAAAUAAAACGCAUAAACACGAAGAUGCCUAAUUUUAAAAAUCAAAUUAAAGAGGUAAUGUUGUCAUCUUUGUAUUACUAUUUUUUUGGAAAGGAAAAAUGUUUUAAUCAUUUCUGGUGGAUAAUUGUAUUUUACCUUCUAAUUUAUUAAAAGAACAGUACUGUGUGAUAAUAUUUUUUUUUUUUUUUAGGAAAAAUGCUAAGAACUGUUUACAGACACAAUGAUGGGAUACUGAUAACGAGAAGAAUUUCUAUUUUUAUUUUUUUUCAUGUAUAUUUUUAAAUUCAGGUUGGUGGGUCAUACAAUCUAUCCAUGUGCAUGUACACAUGUAUAGACUGUACAUAGGGAUUUAUGGUAAGCUGUGUACUUGAAUCAUGAGAUGCAUUUAAAGGAUGUCUCCUCUGAUGAACAGUGAAUACAUACAGGCCACUAACCAGAGCUGCUGAUCAGAAGUUUGCUGGUGGUGUUUGUAACGGUCAGGUGUUAUUGAUUAUAUUCAAUUUAAAAAGCACGCUUCACAGUUGCCUGGGAAUUUCAGUACCUUGGUGAAAAUGUGUCAAGUUUCACAGUUUCUAUUGUUGAACCAGGUUUGACCCCCUGCAUGAUUAUUACAGCUUCGCUACACUGUCUCAUCAGUGGUUCUGGUGUUAGGGCACACGGACAGAAGAUGGAUCAAAUGAAAUAAAGACUAUUUAAGCGUG
Messenger RNA from Perca fluviatilis (European perch), 3589 nucleotides. It is a transcript of the gene ifrd2, whose product is annotated as interferon-related developmental regulator 2. The transcript is spliced from 15 exons. The coding region runs from base 549 to 1904 and encodes 451 amino acids. Lineage: Eukaryota; Metazoa; Chordata; Actinopteri; Perciformes; Percidae. The record is from RefSeq and is a predicted model, not a curated record.